This is a messenger RNA of Fundulus heteroclitus (mummichog), 2026 nucleotides long. RefSeq names its product stathmin 2a. Gene Ontology annotation, biological process: regulation of microtubule polymerization or depolymerization; microtubule depolymerization; neuron projection development. The record is from RefSeq and is a predicted model, not a curated record. The transcript is spliced from 5 exons. The coding region runs from base 155 to 703 and encodes 182 amino acids. Gene Ontology annotation, molecular function: tubulin binding. Gene Ontology annotation, cellular component: growth cone; cytoplasm; neuron projection. Lineage: Eukaryota; Metazoa; Chordata; Actinopteri; Cyprinodontiformes; Fundulidae.
AAGAGGAGGGUCUGCAUGCGCGUUUCCGUGCGCGGUUCUCCUGCUGUCUGCUGCCCGGUCCAAGCCCUGUCUAUUCGCUGACUCAGUGCCUUAAGCAGCAUCACGGUCCAUCGGAACAGAGCUUCAGCAUCCUCUGCGGAGAAAUAGAUCAGCCAUGGCCAAAACUGUAACCGCAUACAAAGAGAAGAUGAAGGAGCUGUCUGUCCUCUCCCUCAUCUGUUCCUGCUUCUACCCAGAGACUCGCAACAAGCUUGUUUGCGAAUUCGAAGGUAUGGACAUGGAGGUUAAACCUAUAGACAAGCGAGCCUCGGGGCAAGCCUUUGAGGUCAUUCUCAAGCCCCAGUCCCCGGUGUCAGACCUAGCCCACAACCUCCCCUCUCCCCCAAAGAGGGAUCUCUCCCUGGAGGACAUCGAGAAGAAACUGGAGGCAGCUGAAGAGCGAAGGAAGUACCAAGAGUCUCAGGUGCUGAAGGCCUUGGCGGAAAAGCGGGAGCACGAGAGGGACGUGUUGCUAAAGGCCAUGGAGGAGAACAGCAACUUCAGCAAGAUGGCCGAGGAGAAGCUCCAGAUGAAGAUGGAGCAGAUUAAGGAGAACCGCGAGGCCCACCUGGCAGCCAUGUUGGAGCGCCUACUGGAGAAGGAGAAGCAUGCUGCCGCAGUGCGCAGGAACAAAGAGCUGCUGAGGGAAGAGCAGCUAGCAUGAGCUUCACACAACUCCUGUGGUCCGUCUUGUCGAACCCCCAUCCAUCCCCUGUCCUGCCCUCAACCUCUCCAAAACAGACACUCUGCCCUGAAGGCUGAGAGGCUCAAGAAACUCACCAUCACAACACUGCACACCUUGCCACAACUAUCCACAAACCUCAGUAUUAUCAGUGAAACAGGCAUCCAUGACACUCCCGCAACAGAAUAGAUUUGUUAAUUUCAUUUAGAGUGCAACCAUAUGACUUUUAUUUUGUAAAUAUUUAUCCUGUUCAUCUAGCUGACUAGUUAGUGAGCUUGCUAGGGAGCUAGCUGGCUAGCUAGCUAGCUAGUUGGCUAGAUAGCUUUCUAUUUAUCUCUCACUAGCUAGCUAAAUGGACGGAAAGCAAGAUCACUGUCUUGCUUGAUAGCCAGUAUGCUAACUAUUUAUCUAGCUAGCUAGCUAGCUAGCUAUGUAGCUCUCUAUCUGUUUGUCAUUGAUGAUUUUUGUUCUUCAGGUUUUACUCCACAACUCUUUUCAUGUGAAAGGCCUCAGUGUUGUGAGCUGGCAGUAGAUGGAUGAUUUUCAGUGUUUUCUGGUGAUGUCACGACGACAACGAUGAUGACGACGACAACAAUGAUGAUGAUGAUGCUCUUGAUCGGAUAAUGAUAUCUGUGUGUUUCGUGAAGAGUGACGGUUGAUGUGUGUACGCUGCGAAACUGGCUUGGACACGUCGCAUACCUCCCCCAUGCCACCCAUUGAGUCAGACCACUUCUCUAAGAUGACCUGUAUUGUUGUUAGGAAUGUAUUUGCCUAAAGGGAGUAACUAUUGGUACAUCUGCAUAUUCCCACUUUUUUCCCCGACCAGUCGUUUGCCAAAUAAACAGCUCUCCUAGGAUCAGAGUCUCUGGAGAUGAGUCUCACGAAAUGAAUGAAUGUUAUGAGACCAAACUGGUAUCAUGCACAGUGUCUUGGACAGUGGAAUGUGCUGUUGCUCCCAUCUUGAUAUUUGAUAGUGUGAACCUAAAGUAUGUCUGUGUGGACGAAUACUAGGCAUCAUUAGCAUCUUCUCUCUUUAGAGGUUUAGGUAGAUAACGGAUACAAGAAGCUUUACAUACAGCACACUGAAGUAGUCUCUUUUUAACCUUCAGUAUACCACUGAUAUUUGCCUGCGUAGUCUGCUGCUUGUGUUUUUUCCUCUUCAUAUUUUUCUCUGUGAAAGCUUUGCUGAAUAAAGGUUUGGGAGUCCAGUGAACAUGGCAUGCACCAUCUAUUACGUUUCUGUAACUAAACACAAAGGGAAUUGUAAACUGCCAAAUAAAAGAACCAGUUAUCUACACAUCUUGA